AUGAAGUUGGUAAGGCAAGGGCGAUCCGGGGAAGUUGCCAUUGUAAAGAAUCAACUCUGUGCAGCCAUUGGAGUUGUGAAAAUGAAGUCGGCCGCAAUCCAGUACAAGGUACGAAUUGCGGAGCUUCAAGCUGCAGGUGCAGACGUUGGUGAUUUCGGUCAUUCCCGAAAGAUGUUCCCUGCCAUGAUUGAAGCAGCAUGUGCAUACAUCGACCUUAGAACCACCAAUUUUCUUUCUACCCCUCUUCCAAACAUGGGAAUGCCUCCACACUUUUUGUGUUACUGCAGAUAAGUCCACCAACCAUCGGAUCACCAACCAUCGGAUCACCAACCAGGUCACCUUCAUUUGUCCAGUGGUGAAUGGUAGUCGUGAGGGCAUUGUCCUGGACGCUAGGGAGGUUUAUGCAAGUUCCGAUGCAACUGGUGGUACAGCUUGCGCUUUAGCAGCUGCUAUAUUUAAAGAUCUGGAUGAGCAUGUCGGCAUUAAAGGAAAUCGCUUUCUGCAAGCCCAAGGAAGAGUAAUGGAUGGCCAGUAUCACCAUUUAUUGCUGCUAUGA
Paramuricea clavata is the source of this 556-nucleotide messenger RNA. NCBI's taxonomy places the organism in Eukaryota, Metazoa, Cnidaria, Anthozoa, Malacalcyonacea, Plexauridae. The record is from the annotation of a GenBank genome assembly.